CUUAGAUUUUGGGUUAUAGGAUACAACCUACAGCUCAAAGAUGGCCGAUGAACAAGAACAGCAAGUACCAGUGCAAAAUGUGGAAGAGCCACUUGAUCUUAUUAGACUUAGUUUAGAUGAAAGAAUUUAUGUUAAGAUGAGAAAUGAGAGAGAACUUCGAGGAAGGCUUCAUGCCUAUGAUCAACAUUUGAACAUGAUAAUGGGUGAUGUGGAAGAAACAGUUACAACAGUGGAAAUUGAUGAAGAAACAUAUGAAGAAAUAUAUAAAUCCACGAAGAGAAAUAUUCCAAUGUUGUUUGUUCGUGGUGAUGGUGUUAUCCUGGUGUCUCCACCUAUGAGAACUGGAACAUAAUGCUAUCAAUGAUGACAAACAGACCAAUAAAACUGUCAACAAUUUAUAUUUAGUACAAUGUCUCAAGCUGAGAUGCUGAAUGUAUGUGUUCAAGGAUUAUGUAGAUAUCAAAAGUCAUUGUAUUUCCUGUGUAUACUGGAACAGUAUGAGAUGAUCACCUUCAUUAUUUACUCAUUGGUGCAAAUGUAAUGUUGAAAUAAAUUGCAAUCUCAUUUUCA
Mytilus californianus (California mussel) is the source of this 570-nucleotide messenger RNA. Its product is annotated as U6 snRNA-associated Sm-like protein LSm3. NCBI's taxonomy places the organism in Eukaryota, Metazoa, Mollusca, Bivalvia, Mytilida, Mytilidae. The transcript has 4 exons. The coding region runs from base 41 to 352 and encodes 103 amino acids. Gene Ontology annotation, biological process: P-body assembly; mRNA splicing, via spliceosome. Gene Ontology annotation, cellular component: P-body; Lsm1-7-Pat1 complex; catalytic step 2 spliceosome. The record is from RefSeq and is a predicted model, not a curated record. Gene Ontology annotation, molecular function: RNA binding.